Molecule: messenger RNA, 1614 nt
Organism: Meloidogyne enterolobii
Lineage: Eukaryota; Metazoa; Nematoda; Chromadorea; Rhabditida; Meloidogynidae
Source: the annotation of a GenBank genome assembly
AUGAAUGAUGAUGUAGAAAAACAAAAUAUUAAUAAUAACAAUAAUUGCAGCAAUAAAUUAGUUAGUUCAAACAACAUAAAAAUGUUAAUCAUUCCUAAUGGACCAAAAAAAGCACCUAAAGCUCUAAUCGAGGAAAUUGAAGAUGAAGAAGAUUUAAAACAACCAAAAAUAUUGCCAAACAAAGUUCUAAACUCUUUUGAAUGUAAUUGUGCUGAAGGGACGCAAUCUACUUCUUUUUCUUACUUUCCUUCGAAUUCUUCUGGAUUAAAUUGUUCCUCACACCAAACAAACUCGCCUUGUAGCAUUGAUUCUGCUCCUAUUGCUAGUAAUGCAGCAUUAGCAGCUCCAUUAAUUAUUACACACCAAAACUGUUUACCACAAACUCUUCUAUUUGUUCCUGAACAAGAACGUCGAACCUCUACAAUUUCUGAGCAUUCAAUUCAUUCAUGUCCGACCGAAAUUUUUAGCAACAAAGAUUAUGUUGAAAUUAAGGAGGAAAAGAGUGAUGAAUGCUACCCAUUAAUUAACAAUAUUGAUAUAUCCAUUAAAGGAGCUGUGGAAGGAGGAAUUGAUAAGGAAGAAGUUAAUACGGGUGAAGAGGCAACAGAUGAAUUCGAUCUUCUUAUUCAUUCUCAUUCAAAUUCAACAGCAAUUCAAAGUAGAAAUCCUUCACCGGGUACACAGACCCUCGGGAACUGUAAAUUUGUUUUUGGACAAAAUCAGCAACAAUUAUUUGUUAAUAACAGUGACAAACUUGUUUUCAACCCAGGAUUUGGGACUUCAUUAAGUGAAAUCAAUAGGCGACAAUCCGUUCAUACAGCUGCUCCUGCAAUUGCCUUCCGAUCUACUCUAGGUUUUGCAGCAGCCAUUGCCAGUGCGAAUGUUGGAAAAAUUUCGACAAUGCCAACACAAGUUCAGCCAACUCCGUCAUUUCGGCAUGCCCCUCCCAAAAAUCGACCUUUUUUUCGGCGUUCUUCUCAGCCAAUACUAAAUAUUGCUGUUACUGGUGGAAUUACUUCUGGUCCUUCCUCGCACCACCCACUUCUUUAUAAUCAUCGAAAUAGAGCUAUCGGGCAUUUGCCUUCUUCAUCUUCAUAUCUCAGAAGUGCCCAACAUAAUCGAAUGAAUGAAAAUAAUAAUAGUGAUAGUGUAGAAACAAGCGAGCCUUCUGACAUAAAAAGUGGACAACUCGGUUUUGUUGGAAAAGAAUUUAUACCAACAGGCAGCUUACCUGCAGCAAUGCAUAAACGUGUUAGCUGGCUUUCGAUGAAAAGCCUUCAAGAUUGUGCUGUAGCUGCAGCAGCUCAUUUUAGCGGAGGAUCUAGCAUUGCUACAGAUUCUCAACACGGAGCAGUUCCUCGCUUUCCAAAAAAGAGAGAUAGUAGUGGAAUUCUUAUCGAUAAUUGUUCUGGAAAGGAUUCAAGAUUUUGUGAUACUCGUUCAUCAAAUAGUCAAUUGGGCAGUCUUCUCCAAUUAAACAACACAAAUAACAACAGCGGUACUCUUUUUGGUGGAGUAGAUGACACACUUGGUUAUGAUACAAUGGACUGUGCUGAUACACCUCCAAUUGAUACAAUGAGUUGGAGCAAUAUUGGUAAAACGAAUCCUGUUUAG